AUGUUGCUAUUGUUAGCUUUGCUAGCAUCCUUGUCGUUGGGCAUUGAUUUUGCGGCCUUGCAGCCUCGGCUUGAUGAUGGCGUAGUGGAAACACCACAUAUGGGGCCGGUAUGGAGCAGCUACAAUCACUACUCCUGUUCACCUAACGAAACUACGAUUCGUUCGAAUGAAAAGGCUUUAGUUGAUCUAGGCCUAGAUAAACUUGGCUAUCGAUACGUUGGAAUCGACUGUGGAUGGACAGUUGCCGAUCGAUUACCGAAUGGAUCUUUGAUUUGGAACGAGACAUUGUUCCCCAGCGGAGUCCACGCUGUCGGCCAAUACAUCCAUGAUUUGGAUUUGCUUUUCGGGGUCUACGAGGACGAGGGCAUCAAGACGGGCGGUACUGGCAUUGAUCAAGCAGGGAGUUUGUCCUCUGUUGGAGCACAUGACGUGAUGCUCCUUGAGUUGCGGGACACAACCACGGCAGGGGUAUAUGCAAGCGAAGAUUUCGCAACUGUGAACGGAGUUUGCCGGUCUUGCUGCCACGAAGACAACCAUCUUGCUUCAAUCGUUCUCAAAAGCAGCAAAAGCUCCAGUCGCGCCCUCUGCUCGAAGCGUACCGACAAAAUACCCCUGACUGCUGGAUCUCCGAACGAGGUAACAACUUUCUCCACAGUCUCAAUUAAAUCUAUCCGAAUUGCGUCUCCAUCGGGUACAUACUAUGCCUGCACAUCGUUCACACUUUGUGGCUCUACUAAACUCGAAGUGUGUGACGCUGGUUUCUGUACUCCUGUCGGAUCAAAAGUCGGGUAUAUUAAUGCAGAAAAUACCGUUCAUGCUACCAUUCCAGCAAGAGUUACUGAAACCGGAUCUGAACCUAGCACUGCUUCCAAGUAUUUGGAGAUAGACUAUAUUAACAAUGACAUUGCUUUUGCGACCAGUUGGGACUGGGGAUCCAGUUCUAGGAACUUGACAAUAUCUCUGAAUAGCGGAAACCCUGUUCGACUUGAAGUACCGCUAUCCGGUCGCCAUAGUGAACUCUUCGGUCCGGGCAAGAGGUGGUGGGAUAGCUCAAAGUUAGGCAUCUUGAUCGACGGUUGGAAGAAUGGUUCAAAUGGCUUUGUUACUGGAAAUGAGGUUGCUGGAGAUGUCUCACAAACCUAUGGCGCUGAUUUUGUUGGUCUACGUUUAUAUGACUAG
This is a messenger RNA of Penicillium mononematosum, 1179 nucleotides long. RefSeq lists its product as uncharacterized. Gene Ontology annotation, biological process: carbohydrate metabolic process. The record is from RefSeq and is a predicted model, not a curated record. The transcript is spliced from 4 exons. The coding region runs from base 1 to 1179 and encodes 392 amino acids. Lineage: Eukaryota; Fungi; Ascomycota; Eurotiomycetes; Eurotiales; Aspergillaceae. Gene Ontology annotation, molecular function: hydrolase activity, hydrolyzing O-glycosyl compounds.